GUGGUCCCAGGGGGCUGCGGUUGAAGAGACUGUGCCGUCUCAGCCUCCUGGGGGACGCAGGCCCAGCUGCACCUGUUGUGCUAACUAGCCCCGUGGGACCUAUCUUCAAUUUUAGGCUAGCUGAGGGAGGAAUGGCAUUGGCAGGAGGGGGUGGGGCUGACUUCAUGGGGCUUAUGGUCUCCUUUCACCCCUAGUAUCUGAGGCUCCCAGGCCCUGGCUGGCCCCGCCUCUUCUCCUUCAUAGUGUCCCAGUGUGGCCAAGAGGGCCCUGGAGUUGGAUUGGACCUUGUGUGUCAACGCUUAGGCAGAUCUGGGCCUAACUGCCUCCACUGCCUGGGCCCACUCAGGGAGCGCCUCACUGUUUGGGCAGCCAUGGAUUCUAUCCCAGCCCCAUCUUCAGUUCAGGGACACAACCUGGCUGAAGAUGCCAGAGAUUCUGAGAGUUGGCAGAACAUGGGAGACGACUAUUCUGAAGCUGCAGUUUCACAGCCACAGAUGGCACUAGAAGAGGUGCCGGACCCACUGGCAAGCAGCCAUGGACAGUCACUCCCAGGAUCCUCGAGGGAACACAUGUCACAGUGGGAAGUGAGGAACCAGACUCAUUAUUCAAAGAGAGAGCCUGAUCAGGUACUGCGUUCCUCUGCUAGCCAGAAAUAUCUGGACAAGAAACGUCCAGCACCUGCAGCCACUAUAAAACUAAAAGAGAAGAGGCCCAGAACUCUGCCUCUAGCUCCAAGUUCCCAACAAGGGCUCCCCACUCAGGACCUACAAGAGGGAGAAAAUUGGGAGCAAGAAGAUAAAGAUGAAGAUAUGGGUUCCAGGCUGGAGCAUAGUCCCUCAGUUCAAGCAGACUCUGAAUCCCCACACCCUGAAGAGGUACCAGAUUAUCUCCUGCAAUACAGGGCCAUCCACAGUGCAGAGCAGCAACAUGCUUAUGAGCAGGACUUUGAAACAGAUUAUGCUGAAUACCGUAUCUUGCAUGCUCGUGUUGGGGCUGCAAGCCAAAGGUUCAUGGAGCUGGGAGCAGAGAUCAAGAGAGUUCAGAGAGGAACUCCAGAACACAAGGUGCUGGAAGAAAAGAUAGUCCAGGAAUAUAAAAAGUUCAGGAAGCGGUACCCAGGUUACAGGGAAGAAAAACGUCGCUGUGAGUACCUGCAUCAGAAAUUGUCCCACAUUAAAGGUCUCAUCCUGGAGUUUGAGAAGAACAGGCGCAGCUGAAGUUGUGAGAGGGCUCUUGGCCCUCUGCCCUGUGAUAUGAAGGAACAAAGCAGCUAUAAACUAGAGUGCAACUGUCUGUUCUUAUUACUGUGUCCACAGUGGCAACUAGGAAAGCUCCUCUAGGUUCUUACGGUUUGAUUUUCAUUGUUGCCAUAUUUUAAUUUUUAGGGUGUGGGCACAGUGCCAACACCCCACAGCUAU
Molecule: messenger RNA, 1418 nt
Organism: Manis javanica (Malayan pangolin)
Lineage: Eukaryota; Metazoa; Chordata; Mammalia; Pholidota; Manidae
Source: RefSeq, a predicted model, not a curated record